Octopus bimaculoides (California two-spot octopus) is the source of this 2379-nucleotide messenger RNA. Its product is annotated as ATP-dependent clpX-like chaperone, mitochondrial. Gene Ontology annotation, cellular component: mitochondrial matrix. Gene Ontology annotation, molecular function: protein dimerization activity; ATP hydrolysis activity; ATP binding. NCBI's taxonomy places the organism in Eukaryota, Metazoa, Mollusca, Cephalopoda, Octopoda, Octopodidae. The record is from RefSeq and is a predicted model, not a curated record.
GUAGGAUGGAAAGCUGCUGAAGAGGUAUGGUCUUAGUGAAAAACGGGUGUAUAGUCUGUGUGGUUAUUUGCCAAAAAAAACAUCCCGAAUUAGUACAAUAUCUGUUUCAACACACAUCUUGCAAAACAAAUUCAGAAAUGUAUAUAUUAACAGUUGUUUCAGAAACUAUUAAUUCACUGUAUUGCCCUGUCUAAACUUUUUGGGGGAUAUGGAUUGAAACAUUGCUCAUGUCUGACCCGGUUUUUUAAGCCUCUCCACCGAAGAUUCUUUGAAGAGUUGAUGGAGCAGCACUAGAAGAUGUCGUUAGCACCAAAACUUGUGUGUCAUGUUAACAGGAUCCACUAUAUAUCACUCACCUCUCUACUCCUUUCACCGAGGGCAGCAGCUAUCAAAACAUCACAACCCAUUUUUCCAAAUGUACUUCCUGUAUCGAGCAGCUGUACUUCCAAGUUACUGAACUGUCAACUGAGUACAUCAGCUUUAUUAUACCGCUUCAGCAGUGGUAGUGGUAGCAGUGGCAGCAGUAGUGGUGGUGACAACAACAACAACAAAGACAACGUCACCGGUGAGGGCAGCGGCGCCAGUGGGACCAUUGGUCAAAGUGGCAGUGGUAGUGGCCGUAAUGGAAGUGAUGUGCACGGCAGCAGUGGCAAGAAUCGUGGGGAUAGAGUUGGACCCAGUGGUGCUGGUUCUUCUGGUGGUGGAAGUACCACCGGUGAUAAGAAAGGAAAUCAGUUGUGCUGCCCCAAAUGUGGAGACCCUUGUACACACGUUGAAACAUUUGUAUCUUCAACCAGGUUUGUGAAAUGUGAAAAAUGCCAUCAUUUUUUCGUGGUCUUGUCCGAAACGGAUUCAAAGAAAAGCUUUAAAGAAAGCAAAGAAGAACGCCAAGGUCCAGCUCGAAGUCCUCCACCUGCACCUAAAAAGAUCUAUGACUAUCUGGAUAAAUAUGUUGUUGGCCAGGAAUAUGCCAAGAAGGUCCUUUCUGUUGCUGUCUACAACCAUUACAAACGGAUCUACAAUAACCAACCUCCACCGUCUCCCUCGGCAUCUAAAAGUAACCAGGAAGUAGCAUCCACGGUGGAGAAUUCUCGGCAGUUUCCCAAUACAUUCACCCCAAGAGAUUUAUUACAAAUUGCUGUCACUGGUAGUGCUUUGGGCCCAAGUCUACAACAACAACAGCAGCAGCAGCAACAACAGCAGCAGCAGCAACAGACCCAACAGCAGCAAACCCGUGAGGGUGCACAUGGCUCUGGUGUCCUUGAUUCGAACUCCUAUGAUUUCAAAUUAGAGAAAAGUAACAUACUUAUGUUUGGUCCCACUGGUUCAGGUAAAACAUUGCUGGCUCAGACAAUUGCCAAGUGUUUGGAUGUCCCAUUUGCUAUCUGUGAUUGCACCACACUUACUCAAGCAGGAUAUGUUGGUGAAGAUAUUGAAUCUGUGGUUGCCAAACUUCUCCAAGACAGCAGCUACAAUGUAGAGAAAACUCAGCAGGGAAUCAUAUUUCUUGAUGAAGUGGAUAAAAUUGGUAGUGUUCCAGGCAUCCAUCAACUGAGAGAUGUUGGAGGAGAGGGAGUUCAGCAGGGUAUGUUGAAAAUGCUGGAAGGGACUAUUGUCAAUGUUCCUGAAAGAAACUCUCGGAAACUCCGUGGAGAAACCAUCCAGGUGGACACAACCAAUAUUCUGUUCAUUGCUUCUGGUGCUUUCAAUGGCCUUGAUAGAAUUGUCAACAGGAGGAAAAAUGAAAAGUAUUUGGGUUUUGGAGCUCAUUCUGUGAGUCAGGGUCGACGUGCAGCCACCGCCUCCGACAUGAAGAACCAAAGCGAGAGCAACAACACUGCUGCAGAUAACGAGGAACGCGAUGCAUUAAUCCGUCAGUCAGAAGCACGGGAUCUGAUUGAGUUUGGUAUGAUCCCGGAAUUUGUGGGUCGCUUCCCCGUUGUCGUACCAUUCCACAGUCUCAACGAGGAUAUGCUGGUACAGAUCCUUACAGGUCCACGUAAUGCACUCAUUCCGCAGUACAUGGCUCUCUUCAGAAUGGACAAUGUUGAUCUUAUAGUUGAAGAUAAUGCCCUGAGAGCCAUAGCGCAGCUGGCUUUAGAAAAGAAGACCGGCGCCAGAGGGCUGAGAGCUAUAAUGGAAUCCAUCCUACUGGAACCAAUGUUCCAAGUACCAGGUUCCAAUGUGGCAUCUGUUCUCAUCAGUGACACAGUGGUGCGUGGAGGAGAAGAGCCCUCAUAUAUCACCAAGGAUGUCAACUGUACAGAAGACAUGGAAGAGGACGGCAGCUAUGAGGAGGCAGAAGAGCUGACAGUCAGAAAUCCGUAGGCUCUUUUUACCAAACGAUGCCGUCGUGUCCGUCGACUUGAGGAAUGUAGU